AUGGUCAACAACUUGGCCAAAAGAUUUGAUCCAAACACUUUGCAAAACCAAGGGCCAGGUAAUGGAAUGGAACCUCCUCAAAUUCUUCAUGUUGAGAGAAGUGAUGUCAGCACAUCUGAAAGUUUCAACAUCAUGGAUGUGAAGUUUGCCUCCCUUGAAGAGAAAAUUGAUAAACUGUUGACUCUGCAAGACAGUGUCCUUAAGAAGCUUAACAGUUUUUCCCAAGAAAUCUGUUGCAUUGAAAAAGACAUGGAGAUAGUAAAGGCGGAAACAUCUGAACCUGGAUCAAGGACAGAAAGAAACAAAAAAAUGAGAAAUAAUGAAGUGAAGAGGCUUUGCCUUAAAAUGAAAAAAUCUCUUUCUGAUAUAAACAAGAAAGCUGAGCAGCAGGUUAAAAGGCUAGAUGGACUUGAACAAAGUGUUUCUGGACUACAGAAACUUGUAGGACCUCUGGUAGAAAAGGUGAAAACAUUAAUAAUUCAUAAUUCAAGUGUAAAACAUCAUGUUAAAAAACGUAAAGUUUGCAAGGCAGGAGCUGGACAUCCCUUUAGGAUGCACAUUUUCUCGGAGACAACAGCUGGUGAUCUGCUCAAGAAGAAAAAUGAAAAGGUCAUCAAAGAAAAGUCACAUUUCAGUGAAACAGAAACAAAAGAAAAGAAGCCGCCAGAUUCAACAGAUGGGGACAUCCAGCAGAGUCAAUCCUGCUCUCAGGAAGAGGAAGUUGAUAAGCUUAACAAGGAAAAUGCCAAGAGGGAAAGCUCCCUUCUGCUUGAAGUGGAUCCUCCCGAGUUUCAUACUGAAGAUUUAGAGGAGAAACAAGAAAGUCUGUCUUUAGAAAGCCAUUAUGAAUAUAGGAGAAACUCUUUUCAGGAGUCCUUCACUCCAGAAAAGCAGCAGGAAGAAGAUGCUGUUGAUGAUGCUUGUCAAAAACUAACUGUGCAGGAGAUAGAGAGUGAGUCCCCAGCAACUGAGGAGAAGAAGGAACAUCAAGUGCCUGAAGAUGCACUUGAGGAACAACAAGAGGAGAAAGAGAGUGAAGGGAAGGAAAAUGCUGAUAAGAGUGAAAAAGGUGCUGAGGAAGCACCAGCUCCUUCCCAAAAGGAAGAUGAGGCAGAACAAAGUUAUGAUGAAGAGGUAUCAGAGGGAAGGUGUAAACGCUGUGAAAAAGAUGAUAUUCCUACUCCACCAGCACCAUUUGAUCACCGGAUUGUCUCAGCCAAAAGGGUGGGGAUCAGCAAUUAUUAUAAUGUCAACAAGGAUGAAAUUCUGGGAGGAGGGCGUUUUGGGCAAGUGCACAAAUGUGAAGAGAAAGCAACAGGUCUCAAGCUGGCAGCCAAAAUUAUAAAAGCACAAGGUCCAAAACAGAAGGAUGAAGUAAAAAAUGAAAUCAAUGUCAUGAACCAGCUGAAUCACGUCAACCUCAUCCAGCUAUAUGAUGCUUUUGAAUCUAAAAAUGAUAUUGUACUCGUCAUGGAAUAUGUGGAAGGAGGAGAGUUAUUUGACCGAAUUAUUGACGAAAACUACAAUUUGACAGAGAUGGAUACAAUCUCGUUCAUAAAACAGAUCUGCAAGGGAAUUCAGUACAUGCACCAAAUGUACAUUCUUCAUUUGGAUCUCAAGCCUGAGAAUAUCCUGUGUGUGAACCGAGAGGCAAAUCAAAUAAAAAUUAUUGAUUUUGGAUUGGCAAGAAGAUAUAAACCCAGGGAAAAACUUCGAGUUAACUUUGGGACUCCAGAAUUUCUUGCUCCUGAAGUUGUGAAUUAUGAGUUUGUCUCUUUUCCUACAGACAUGUGGAGUUUAGGAGUCAUUGCUUAUAUGCUCCUCACUGGAUUGUCUCCUUUUUUGGGUGAUGAUGACAAUGAGACCCUCAACAACAUCCUGGCCUGUAACUGGGAUUUUGAAGAUGAGGAAUUUCGAGAUGUUUCUGAUGAAGCCAAAGAUUUCAUAUCAAAACUUCUCAUCAAGGAAAAAUGCUGGAGAUUAAGUGCAACUGCUGCCUUAAAACACCCAUGGUUAACAGACCACAGGCUCCACUGCAGACUCCAGAGGAAGGCUAAAGGUGACUGUGUGUCUCAAGCACCCCUGGCUAAAUAACCUCUCUGAAAGAGCUGCCAAACAGAAGAAAAGCUGCUGUGUGGUUACUGCUGCUAAGAGAUUUGAAAAUAUCAGUGGUCUCGGUGCUUUAACCCCCUGCCAUGACUAAGACUUCUACUAAAUGGACCAACAGCACUUUAGUUGCAGGACAAGUCCCAGCAUUGUGGAGCUGCUUCUUCUCUACUCAGCUGUUAAAAGAAGGAAAGUAUUU
Molecule: messenger RNA, 2305 nt
Organism: Camarhynchus parvulus
Lineage: Eukaryota; Metazoa; Chordata; Aves; Passeriformes; Thraupidae
Gene: MYLK4
Product: myosin light chain kinase family member 4
Exons: 14
Coding region: 1-2094 (697 amino acids)
Biological process (GO): protein phosphorylation; intracellular signal transduction; positive regulation of apoptotic process
Cellular component (GO): cytoplasm; nucleus
Molecular function (GO): protein serine/threonine kinase activity; ATP binding
Source: RefSeq, a predicted model, not a curated record